ACAAAGCAGGAUGCCUGUCACAUGACACAUGAAAGCGACAAGCUCUUGGAGGAAAUCACGAGCAAAACUCACUAAUAUUCCUCCAAAAUGUUGGCAUUUUUCCGCAGUAUUCUUGACUGGUUCAAAAGUCUCUUCUGGAAAGAAGAGAUGGAGUUAACGUUAGUGGGUCUACAGUACUCAGGGAAAACAACCUUCGUCAAUGUAAUCGCGUCUGGGCAGUUCAGUGAAGACAUGAUCCCCACCGUAGGAUUCAACAUGAGAAAAGUCUCAAAAGGCAACGUCACGAUUAAGGUUUGGGAUAUUGGAGGGCAGCCUCGCUUUAGAAGCAUGUGGGAACGCUACUGCAGAGGUGUCAACUGCAUUGUUUACAUGGUUGAUGCUGCUGAUCAUGAUAAGCUAGAAGCAUCUAAGAAUGAACUCCAUAACCUAUUGGAAAAGCCUCAGCUAGCAGGGAUACCUAUUUUAGUGCUUGGAAAUAAAAAGGAUCUUCCUAAUUCAUUGGAUGAAAAGGAACUAGUUGAACGAUUGAAUCUAACGUCUGUGCAAGACAGAGAAAUCUGCUGCUACUCUAUCUCUUGCAAAGAAAAAGACAACAUAGAUAUUACUCUGCAAUGGCUUAUUCAGCACUCCAAGUCCAGAGGUUAAAAUAAAAGAGUCAGUCCAUCAUAAAUACCAUUUGUAUACAACAGUGCCAAGAGUGGCAGCUAUCACGAUUAGAAAGCAGUUGCCAACAAAACUGAAAGCAUCUUAUUGCACCCAUCCAAAUAUAAGUCUAAGUAAUAAAGAAACUUCAUAGAAAGGCCCCACAUAUUGAUAAUUCAAUAGUAAUCCAUCGACAGGAAAUUUUCAAUAUCAUACCAAAUAUAACAAAAAGUAAAGUGAUAAGGUAGCACACCUUUGGUUUGGAAAAGUGGUUGCUUGUUUAGAUUAUCUAUUUCAAAAAGAUGGCUCAGAAGUGUGACCCAUUCUUGCUAAACUAUCUAUCUUGACAAAGUGUUAGUGGAACUUUUAUACUAAGGGAUGGACCAUUAGGAAAGUGAUGUCAGGUCAAGAAAGAACCAAAAAAAAAUACAUACAUAAUAUAAAAACCUGUAAAAAAAAUGCACGCAGACAAAAACAGAGAAAAAUGCACAUCAUGCAGACCAGGAAACAAAACUAACAUGACUAAAUCCCCUCCCAUCACUAAAUGGUUCAAACCACUAUUAUCUUUAUUUUUUUAAACCUUAUUUCUGUCUUUCAAAUAGAUAUAUCUCCCAUAUUUUUCUUUUCUUAUAAUUGUCUGAAUUGUUUUGUAAAAGUAGUUCAGGAUUAUAUAGUUAACAGAUUCUCUUCCAGAAAUAAACUACAUUUCAAAACA
Molecule: messenger RNA, 1357 nt
Organism: Nematostella vectensis (starlet sea anemone)
Lineage: Eukaryota; Metazoa; Cnidaria; Anthozoa; Actiniaria; Edwardsiidae
Product: ADP-ribosylation factor-like protein 8B-A
Exons: 7
Coding region: 88-645 (185 amino acids)
Biological process (GO): anterograde axonal transport; protein transport
Cellular component (GO): lysosomal membrane
Molecular function (GO): GTPase activity; GTP binding
Source: RefSeq, a predicted model, not a curated record